Molecule: messenger RNA, 747 nt
Organism: Penicillium canescens
Lineage: Eukaryota; Fungi; Ascomycota; Eurotiomycetes; Eurotiales; Aspergillaceae
Exons: 3
Coding region: 1-747 (248 amino acids)
Source: RefSeq, a predicted model, not a curated record
AUGAUUGAAUGGUCCACCACACCGGGAAUGCACUUAAAGAAUUUGGUCUUCUUUGAAGAUACAGGGACAGAUAACGAUCAGCUGCGACAGAAGAUAUACGUCUUCCGCGAGAAUUCCAUUGAAUUGAAGGAGGAGGAGAACUACGAAACCAUUUGCAUACAGGAACUGUGUCCAUGGCGGCCCGAUAAAGAGGGAUCUGUGUGCGCCUCCACCUCCUCCUCUGCAAGGAGACUGCCGCUCUGCACUCUGAUGAUAACCUAUGGAACGAAGCGAAUGACAUUCACGCCUCGCAUUGUUUGCUCUGAUUUGCUGUGGGCUUAUUUGCUCCUUCCAUGCUUUUUUUUCUCUCUCGCAAGGAUCCUUGUGAAAUCUGGGGGAAGUGAACCGGCUUGGACUUCCUGGGACGAAGGAGCAAAGCGUGACGUCGACUUAAUUCUCCACAAGCACACAUUGACAUGCAAGCCUACAAAUCUAAAUCGCAUUGAUUCAUCUCGCCACAGUACGCCAAUACCCUACACAAGGCUACAGAAGGACAACACUUUCAUUGAUGACAUCGCGAAGAUCCUGGACGAGUUGGAUGAAGGCUGCGGUGGUGAAUUUGAGGACCCUGACUAUGAAGCCUCUACUACCUGGAAGCUCCAGCCACCAAUUAUUGCCCGCAACCUUCGACAUGGCACAAUCGAGGACGCCGUAGACUUCCUUGACGCCUACGACAGCCUACAGGAUGUCACCAGAAAGACAGCGUGA